This is a messenger RNA of Aedes aegypti (yellow fever mosquito), 2637 nucleotides long. Its product is annotated as alpha-amylase 3. Gene Ontology annotation, biological process: carbohydrate metabolic process. Bases 528 to 2429 code for a protein of 633 amino acids. Lineage: Eukaryota; Metazoa; Arthropoda; Insecta; Diptera; Culicidae. The record is from RefSeq and is a predicted model, not a curated record. The transcript is spliced from 2 exons.
CCCUGCCGCCAUAAAAGAGUGAUUUUCCUUCUGCGUAACAAUUCACCAGCCUUGAAUAGCUUCCGAAAAAAUCUGAUAUCUUUUCGAGUUACCGCGAAUCUUCCGACCAUCCAUAGUGACGAUCAGGUUCCUGUUCAGUGAAUUUCUGUCUGCGAAGCAAAUUUGCAAUCAAUUGAUCGUCGUCGUUCGUCACAGCAAACUAAUUUGUAUCAAUUGAAUUGCGACAUUGGCACAUUCGGUGUGCUGUGCUGUGGUUUGUGCUCUCAUAACGUCGUCAUCCCGCAGAUCCAUUCUACGAAGUGUUGUGGGGUGGUGUGGGUGUCUCUCGCUGGUUGGUUGGGGUGACAAAUCGGUCUUUCGAAUCUUUUCUGCCAAGAGAAUACAGUAGAAUAUCUAGCGAGCAUCAGCGCAGUUAGUGUCGUCGCGAAUUCCUCAGUGGAUAAGCGUUGUGUAAUUAGUCUAUUUGCAUUUUCACGUGAUCGCAUUUUCCAAAAGUAGCGUAUUUGUAUGUGGUAGUUAGAAACAGAAUGGAUCAUCUUCAGAUAUCCACCGAUCCCACACUGCUGGGAGCGGAUCUGCCAGAAUCUUUGACAACGUCGCCAUCGGUAUCGACCUUCCUGCCGGAAGAAGACGCAUCCACAUGUUUGCUGCUGCCGGGAACUCCCAGCCCUCCCUUGGAUUUCACCCACCCGCUGACUCCCAGCAUGGGUAAUGUGGAAAAUUGUGAAAAUGUCGCAGGAGACGAUCCAGCUGCAGAGACUAGCUCAUCUGGCAGUUCGGGCAUUGGCAUGGUGGGAGGCUGCACCAGUGGUGCAGGCAAUCUGUUCAACAAUCACAACGAAUAUCAGCAUUUACGAAAGAAGAGCGACGGCAAGAUGCAGGAAAAUGGGAUGGCAAACGGGACGAUGAACAUUGCCCUUACCAAGGAUAUGCCAAGUUUUGUGCACUGGGAUUGGCCGUUGAUUCGGAAGUGUACGUUUUUCGUGUUUCUGGCCGGCAUCAUCGCCAUGGUGGCCAUUGUGGUGACCAUGAUUGCAACGCUGCCGAAGUCUUGCAACCCUUCAGUGCCCUGGUUCAAGGGCUCCGUUUUCUAUGAGGUUUUUCCAGCCAGCUUCCAGGACACCAACGACGAUGGUUUGGGAGAUAUCCGAGGAUUGAUCAGCCGGGCUGACUACUUUGAGAGUCUGGGCGUCGGAGCAGUCCGUUUGAAUUCAAUUUUCCCCUCGACGCACUAUCCGGACCGGUUCCAGGAGGUGACAUCGCUGACGGCCAUCGAUGAGGUGCUGGGAAAGGUGGAAGACUUGCAAAAACUGGCAGCCAUCCUGCACGAGAAGAACAUAUCGCUGAUCUUGGAUUUGCCUAUCUAUCCGUUCGUGACUCAUUUGAAUCCUCCAACUCUGGACAUAGAUCAUUUGCCGAACAGAACUUCCGAUGACACCCCGACGAGUGAAUUUUUACGGCUGGCCAGAUCGAUAAAAGCGGGAGAGGAGAAUGUGAUCACUAGUGUUUUGAUGUUCUGGUUAGCAAAGGGUGGAGUGGAUGGAUUUUAUAUCAAGGGUUUGGAGCAAUUUUCUGAAGAUCCUUUGCUACUGGAGAAUAUCAAAGAGUGGAAGUAUACUCUGGGAGGAGACAGAGUAUUGAUGGUCAGCAAAAGUUUCAUCGAUAAAGUUCCGGAAGCAAUAGUGCGAGAUGUACUGAAUCAAAUAGAUUUGGUGGAUGUUUUCGUGGAUGUCACAAAUGGAACGGAGGCGAUUGCUAACACGGUUCGGGCUGCUGUUGACGGAACAUUGCUCAAGGGAGCCGAUCAUCCAUGGGUGCAUUGGAGUUUAGGUGGAGUCAAUGAAAGACGCUUAUCUUCUGGAAUGAAUUCGAAUGUAACACUUGCAGCGACUUUAAUGCAACUGAUGCUACCAGGAACAUCGAGCAUUUUCUAUGGAGAUGAAAUCGCUUUAGCAGAGGUACAUGAUCCAAAUAAGGAACAUGAAGAAACGCAACACUUGCAUCAGUUACCCGUAAUGAGUUGGAGUGGAAACCAAAAUCAAUUUACCGGACGAGGCACGUUACCGUGGCUGCCAAAGAGUUCCUCAGCAUCUUACCAUCAUCUGGAUAUUGUGCUUGAAAUGAUUGCGCUGAGGAAACGCUCGCCUUCGAUUUAUCUUAAUGCAGUAAUGAAAGAAGGCCAAAGCCUUCCUAAUGCGGAGGUCAAGUCGAGUAAAAAUGACAUUCUGGUUAUUCAGCGAUGGUAUCCGAGGAGGAAUUCUUUUGCAUCAAUAACAAAUUUCAGCUUAAAAAAUGUUUCCCUGGACUUGACCGCGAUGUUCUACAGUGGAGAAGUUGUGGCCGGUGCAUCCAUGAUGAAGGAGCGCGUUUAUUUCCAACAGUUCAACGUCAAAAGUUUGGAAACGACAGUUGUGAGAUUACAUAAAUAGACAACAGAACAGCAAUAUAGUGUUUGUUUUUGAUUCAUUUUGGAUUUUAUUUUCUGGAUUUUUUCUUAUAAAGAAGAAAAUUCAAAUAGUUUCUAACCUACUAGUAGCUUAUCUCGCUAGCCUGUUCUGUACAUAUGUCAACCUUAGCUGUGUUGUGUUGAGUAGAGAGAAUGUUAAUAAAAAACUAUUUAAAAUAUCUAUAGGAAAA